AAUGCUGCUCAACAAGUUUCUCAAAGCCAGUGUGCGGUCUGGGAUCCGGCUGCAGGGCUCCAGUGCUGCAGCGAGCGUUGCAACUCCCAACGCUGCAUCCCUCGGCUUCUCAUUUGAGCUGUCGGAUCAGCAAAAAGAGUUCCAACAGCUGGCGAGGAGGUUUGCCCGUGAAGAGAUCGUCCCUGUUGCAGCUGCCUACGACAGGAGUGGUGAAUAUCCUUUUCCCAUCAUCACCAAAGCAUGGGAGCUGGGUUUGAUGAACGGCCACAUUCCACAGAAAUAUGGUGGAAUGGGCUUGUCAAUCUUUGAUAACUGCCUCAUCACAGAGGAGUUGGCUUAUGGCUGCACUGGAGUACAGACUGCUAUCGAAGCAAACUCUCUGGGACAAAUGCCUGUUAUUAUAGCUGGCAGCGAGGCACAGAAGAGUAAAUACCUGGGAAGGAUGAUGGAGGAGCCACUCAUGUGUGCGUACUGUGUGACGGAGCCCGGGGCAGGCUCUGAUGUGGCCAGCAUCAAGACCCGAGCUGUGAAGAUGGGCGACGAGUACGUUGUUAAUGGGCAGAAGAUGUGGAUCACCAAUGGUGGGAAAGCUAACUGGUACUUCCUCCUGGCCCGCACUAACGCAGAUCCUAAAUGUUCUGCCGGCAAGGCUUUUACUGGCUUCAUUGUGGAAGCUGACACUCCAGGAAUUCAAAUUGGACGGAAGGAGCUGAACAUGGGCCAGAGGUGCUCUGAUACCAGAGGCAUCACAUUUGAGGACGUGAGGAUACCGAAGGAGAACGUCCUGAUCGCAGAGGGGUCUGGCUUCAAAAUUGCCAUGGGUGCCUUUGACAACACGAGGCCACCAGUGGCAGCGGGAGCAACCGGCCUGGCACAGAGGGCCCUUGAAGAAGCUACCAAAUAUGCACUGGAGAGGAAGACCUUUGGCAAAGUUAUUGCUGAGCACCAGGCCGUGUCCUUCAUCCUGGCUGAGAUGGCGAUGAAGGUGGAGUUGGCGAGGAUGGCGUACCAGCGGUCCGCCUGGGAAGUGGACCAGGGCCGCAAAAACACUUACUAUGCCUCCAUCGCCAAAGCCUUCGCUGGAGACAUCGCCAACCAGGUGGCCUCUGACGCUGUUCAGGUAUUUGGAGGCAACGGCUUCAACAGCGAUUACCCGGUGGAGAAGCUGAUGAGAGACGCCAAGAUCUACCAGAUCUACGAGGGCACCGCUCAAAUCCAAAGGAUGAUUAUUGCCCGAGAACACCUGGGAAGAUUCAAGAACUGAACUCUGCACAGCUGACUUGCCCUCGCUCAAAUGUACUAAUGUUGUAACUAUUCUACACGUGUGUUCCUGGAGUUAGAUCUGCUUCUUUACAAUCAGGAUACAGUUGCAAAAUGUUGUUUGCCUUAACGGCACUUCACUUCCCACAUUGCAGUCAACCUUUCUAAUGUGAACAUCAGAACUUUCUAUAGUAUUUUUCUAAAUGCAGCCCAGAAUUAUUGCCUUAUAUAUAUUUGUUUUUUCUUGCAAAUCACUGCAUUCAGGUGAAAUAUCACAUGACUGUCCUGUCAGGCUCCAGCCUCUGUGGGUUGUACAUACUGGCAGCCAGGCACAAACGCAUCACUGCUCACACAAACUAAUGUAUACGAUGUGAAUGACAUCCCUCCACUCCUCCUUGAAAGAAGCCAGGAAUGUAAUGCUCAGAUUAUAAUGUAUAUUGUUUGUACUGAUAUUAAACGUAUCAGACUGUU
Cottoperca gobio is the source of this 1731-nucleotide messenger RNA. RefSeq names its product acyl-CoA dehydrogenase medium chain (gene acadm). Gene Ontology annotation, cellular component: mitochondrion; cytoplasm. The record is from RefSeq and is a predicted model, not a curated record. NCBI's taxonomy places the organism in Eukaryota, Metazoa, Chordata, Actinopteri, Perciformes, Bovichtidae. Gene Ontology annotation, molecular function: flavin adenine dinucleotide binding; medium-chain fatty acyl-CoA dehydrogenase activity. Gene Ontology annotation, biological process: medium-chain fatty acid catabolic process; fatty acid beta-oxidation.